ACUACUCUCGCGAGAGUUAAUUCGCGGGUGUAAAUUACCCGGGAAAACUCAAGCUCGCCAGUGGAUCCACCGGAACAAAACAACACAGCUCUGUCAGAUACUCUUAUUUACCACAACAUGCCUUUCACCUCAGAAAUACACUUAUCAAAGGGCUUUGAGACAGGGGAACAGCCCCAGCCGCUGGUGCAGGACAAGAAGAAGAGCUUUGGUGUUUUCUGUGAUGAACGCGGGUAUCUGGAUCAGAUCGAGUACAUCAUGCAGCACGGCCGAACUAAAGGAGACAGAACAGGGACAGGAGUCGUGUCUGUGUUCGGGGCUCAGGCCAGAUACAGCCUGCGAGAUCAGUUUCCCUUGCUUACCACCAAGAGAGUGUUUUGGAAAGGGAUCCUUGAAGAACUGCUUUGGUUCAUUAAGGGAUCAACAAAUGAGGAGCUGUCUGAGAAAGGGGUCAAGAUUUGGGAAGCCAACGGGUCGAGGGCCUUCCUGGAUAAACUCGGGUUCACAGAGCGAGAGGAGGGCGACCUGGGACCGGUGUAUGGUUUCCAGUGGAGACACUUUGGUGCAGAGUACACAAACAUGCAUGCAGAUUACACCGAACAGGGUGUUGACCAGCUGCAGAAGGUCAUUGACACCAUCAACACCAAUCCAGAGGACAGACGCAUCAUCAUGUGUGCGUGGAACCCCAAAGACCUGCCCCACAUGGCUCUGCCUCCCUGCCACGCCCUGUGUCAGUUCUACGUGAUUGACGGUGAGCUGUCCUGUCAGCUCUACCAGCGCUCAGGUGACAUGGGCCUCGGUGUGCCUUUUAAUAUCGCCAGCUACGCACUUCUGACCUACAUGAUCGCACAUAUCACAGGACUCAAGCCUGGGGACUUUGUUCACACGCUGGGAGACGCUCACAUCUACAACAACCACAUUGAACCUCUUAAAGUACAGCUUCAGAGGGAAAUCCGUCCCUUCCCCAAGCUGAAGAUCCUGAGAAAAGUGGAGAGCAUCGAUGAUUUCCGUGCAGAAGACUUUGAGAUCUGUGACUACAACCCUCAUCCCACCAUUAAGAUGCCGAUGGCUGUGUAAAAAUGACAGUUUAAUAGUGACCAGGGAUUAUUAUGUGUGUGCCUUAGAAGGUCUAUCAUCACAUUGCAUUUUACGUACCGUAUAGUGCGUGUCAUUCAGUCUCAUGCUACACAUUAAUUUCACUCCACUACAAAAAGAGUUUGGUGUUUAUUUUUUCAGAUUAGUGGAAAAUUAAGUUCUUAUGAAAUGUGUUUUUUUUGUGCCAUUUUCCCUUUUUAUAAAUGUUAUUAAUAUCUAGUUGUAAAUAAAGAAAGAACAUGUAUGAGCUAUUUCUACAGCAUUGUUAUUGCCCAACAGGAGCCUAGCACAAUUUAUGAUCUGAAUGUUUGUUACAUUUCUACUCUAUUCUACUAUAUUUUCAAGCAACUUAACCUAAUUAUUAAAUGUCUCAGAUGAAGACCUUAUUGGUUUUUAAACUGCUUCCAUACAUCUCCUUCAGGGUACCGGUGUCUCUGCACUGAUGAUUC
Eleginops maclovinus (Patagonian blennie) is the source of this 1541-nucleotide messenger RNA. RefSeq names its product thymidylate synthetase (gene tyms). NCBI's taxonomy places the organism in Eukaryota, Metazoa, Chordata, Actinopteri, Perciformes, Eleginopidae. Gene Ontology annotation, biological process: dTMP biosynthetic process. The record is from RefSeq and is a predicted model, not a curated record. Gene Ontology annotation, cellular component: mitochondrion; cytosol. Gene Ontology annotation, molecular function: thymidylate synthase activity.